Molecule: messenger RNA, 2665 nt
Organism: Clupea harengus (Atlantic herring)
Lineage: Eukaryota; Metazoa; Chordata; Actinopteri; Clupeiformes; Clupeidae
Product: leukotriene B4 receptor 1-like
Exons: 4
Coding region: 1129-2340 (403 amino acids)
Biological process (GO): inflammatory response; positive regulation of cytosolic calcium ion concentration; complement receptor mediated signaling pathway
Cellular component (GO): plasma membrane
Molecular function (GO): complement receptor activity; leukotriene receptor activity
Source: RefSeq, a predicted model, not a curated record
UGUAUGAUGUAUGUUGUUUUUCAAACAAGCCAAAACAUUUGUUUUGUUGUUGACACAAAUACAUUGUUUUGUCCUGAGUUGCUUCAUGUCUUUUGUCAUGACACACAUGAACCCAUCCCUCUUAUGUGGAAAUCAAUGCCUGUCACUCUAGGACAAUGUCUAUUUUUAAUGUUUUUGUUUAUUUUCUAGGAUUAUUAUGAUAAAUGUCCAAUGUUUCAGCCUGAUUCCGCCCACCUAUUGCUCUCAGAUCAGUUUUCGCUGAGAUUAUAGUCUUGAAAUCCCAUUCACAAGAUGAAUCACUCUGAACUCUGAAUCAGCCACCAGUGGGGGUGGCUAAGUACAAUGAUGUUGAGGUGAAGCGUCUGUUUCAACUAUUAAGGGCAGACGUAGCACACAAAGCAAUACAGACCGUAGUAGAGAGAGAGGCGAGGAGGGGAGAAGAGAGGAGAGGGGGAGAGAGGGAGAGGGAAAGACACAAAGCAACAUAUACCGUAGUAGCAACACUAGAAUUGAGGUCAGAGCAAGAAGAAUGUGUGAAUUUAUCCAUCAAGGGCAAAGACAUUGUGUCCUUCCUGCCAUGGGGGUUGGUUAUUUGGGUUGUCUAUAGGUAUAUGUACAUGUGUAGCUUAUAGAUGUAUUACAGGGUGCACUGUAUGGUGCGAUAUAGUCUUAUGUAUGACUCUAUAGUGUGUAGUCAUCAAAGUCGUCCAGCGAGAGAAGAGAGAAAGAUAAGAUCAGCUGAAUUUAAAAAAAAACUUGGAACAGCGUGGUAUUAACUUGGGUCAUAAAAUCCACAUUUAAGUUACGGCUGACGGUUGACUUCCUGUGUGGUAAGGAGUAUUUCCCCUCAGAUCUUGCAACAGGGACAACGUAAAAGGUUAUGACACAGACUUUGUAACACAUGUCCUUUCACGCAGAGGACUGUACGCAGUGACAGCCAACAGACACCCAACAGAACUGUGUUCUUCCCAUACAGGCAACUUCAGCUUACUCUCCCUCCUCUCACACCCUACACUCUCUCUGUCUCUCUCUCCCUCCUCUCACAGCCUACACUCUCUUUCUCUGUCUCUCUCUCUCUAGUCUGAGGAGAUAAGCAAGAAACAAUCAGCCUCCAAGAAAACUAUCAAUAUGGACUCCUUCAACGGCACCACUGACCCAACCAUGCUACCCCAUUACCUGCAACCCUCUCUCUCCUCCUUCUCUCUCUCUCCCUCCUCUUCCUCUCCCUCCUCUUCCCCGGGCCUCUCCGUCUCGCACCAGGUGGGCAUCAGCAUCCUGACCAUAGCCCUGGUGGUGGGUUUCCCUGGCAACCUCUUCGUGGUGUGGUCGGUGCUGUGUCGUGUGCGCCAGCGCUCCGUCACCUGCCUGCUGGUGUUCAACCUGGCGUUGGCCGACGUGCUGGUCCUGCUGACCGCGCCGCUCUUCCUGCGCUCCCUGACGGUGGGCGUGCAGGGCUGGGAGUUUGGCACCGCCACGUGCAAGAUCGUGCACUACCUCUGCGCCGUCAACAUGUACACCUCCAUCUACCUGAUCACCCUGAUGAGCGCCGACCGCUGGCUGGCCACCAGCAGGCCCUUCGUGGCACAGCGGCUGCGCACCAAGCGGGCACUACUUUCCAUCAUUCUGGCAUUUUGGGUGCUGGCCUUCGUUCUGGCACUGCCUAUGCCAUUCUACCGCAGCAACGAGCAGAUUUUCGGACACAAGAACAUCACCUCCUUCUUCUGCGUACCUUACCACUGGGACAGCGUGGGCCAUCAGGUGUUCCAGUACCUGGUGGAGACGUUCAUGGGCUUCCUGCUGCCCUUCAGCCUCAUCGCCGGCUGCUACGCCUCCGUCUUCUGCCGCCUGCGCACGGCCAUGUUCAAGCGUCGCGGGCGGGGCAGCUGCCUCAUCCUCACCAUCCUCGCUGCCUUCGCCCUCUUCUGGCUGCCGUACCACAUCGUCAACAUCCUGCAGGUGAUCGGACUGCUGACUGACACCGAGUGGGCGAUUGAUGCGGCGAAGGUGGCGCGUCCCAACGUGACGGCGUUUGCGUUCCUGAGCAGCAGCGUGAAUCCCGUGCUCUACGUGUUCGCUGGCAGCUCGCACAUCCGGAACGCGGGCCUAGGCUUCAUGGCAAAGUUGUUUGAGGGCACCUACUCCGACACUCAGUCGCGCAGCACACGCAGCACACGCAGCUCCGUCCCCGACGACAACUCCAUCUUCCGCAAGAUCACUCAAAAGAUGAGUGUGCGAGGAGGAGGAGGAGGAGGAGGAGGAAGAGGAGAGAGUGUGGCGGGUGGGGAGGAGGACACGAGGAAGACAGCUGAGCUGAAAAAUCUCAUGACAGUCGCAGAAUAAAAGGGAAAGGGAGUGUGUGUGUGUGUGAGAGAGAGAGACAGAGAGAGAGAGAGAGAGAGAGAGAGAGAGAGAGAGAGAGAGAGAAGGAGAGGAAGUGUGCGUUUGUGUGUGAGUGAGUGAGAGAGUGAGAUAGAGGGAGAGUGAGUGUUUGUGUGUGUCUGUGUGUGGGGCGGGCAGUGUGCAAAUAUGCUAAUAUUGCAAAAAAAAAAAUGCAAAUAUUUGGAGAGUGAUUUUUUUUCUCUGGUUGAUUAUGUGUUGCGGUGUACUGUUUCUUCAUAUCCUUGUCUUGUGUAAGUUGUAUCAUUAUUAAAUGCUCUUGAUAGGA